Sander lucioperca (pikeperch) is the source of this 7269-nucleotide messenger RNA. RefSeq names its product C-myc promoter-binding protein-like. NCBI's taxonomy places the organism in Eukaryota, Metazoa, Chordata, Actinopteri, Perciformes, Percidae. The transcript has 34 exons. The record is from RefSeq and is a predicted model, not a curated record. Gene Ontology annotation, cellular component: ESCRT I complex; cytoplasmic vesicle. Bases 284 to 6337 code for a protein of 2017 amino acids. Gene Ontology annotation, biological process: regulation of Rab protein signal transduction. Gene Ontology annotation, molecular function: protein binding.
UGUGUGCGGCGGAUUCCCAUCACAAACCAAGAUGGCGGCGGAGCGGACAGCCGGCACGGCACAGUGACUGACAGACAGACCAGAAACCUCGCUCGGCUGGAGAGCAAACGCUUAAACUCUUGAGACAAACAAUAAAUAAAAACGCCCGUCACUUCACCUUUUUUUUCUCUCCCGGUAACGACAGUGGUGUGAUGAAACUGCACCGGUAGACGACACCGGGGGAAGUUGUGUGUGUGAGGACUAAAUUGACGUCCAAUAAGCGGGCAGCCGGCGGGGAUGGGAGAUGAUGGAGGACAAAGGCCCUCGUGUAGCCGACUACUUUGUGGUGGCCGGUCUGACGGACUGUUCCAAGCCGUUGGACCAGGAGAUCCACUUUGACGACGUCUGCCACAAGACGGCCAAGCCGAAGGCGCCCAUCACGGAUGUGGCGGUGGUGAUCCGCUCGACGGGCGAGGAGGUGCCGCCAGGGUUCACCUGCGUAGAGGAAACCCCAACAGGCCAUUCAGCUGAUCUUAACAAUGGCGGCCUCAUGGCACCCCAGAUCUUCCUGUGCUACAGGAGAGGUCGAGACAAGCCGCCACUCACUGACCUGGGCGUGCUGUAUGAGUGGAAGGAGCGGCUGAAGCAGGGCUGUCACCUCAUCCAGACCACACCCUCCGGUCGUCCAGCCAACAUCAGCAGCAAUUCCUCCCAGCGCAUCUACGUCACCUACCGACGGGCGCCUGAGAGCCAGCCGCACUCCGCCCUCGCCGUCACGGACAUCUGCAUCAUCAUCCCGAGCAAGGGCGAGACUCCCCCGCACACCUUCUGCAAGGUGGAGAAGAAUCUCAACAGCAGCAUGUGGGGCUCCUCGGUCUACCUGUGUUAUAAGAAGUCUGUGGCCAAAACCAACACAAUAGCCUACAAAGCAGGUUUAUUCAGCAGAUAUCCAGAGGAGGACUAUGAGUCAUUCCCACUACCAGAGUCUGUCCCUCUCUUCUGCCUUCCCAUGGGGGCCACAAUCGAGUGCUGGCCAGCUAACACCAAAUACUCCCUCCCUGUUUUUUCCACCUUUGUCCUCACCGGAGCCUCCGGAGAGAAGGUCUAUGGUGCUGCCAUUCAGUUCUAUGAGCCCUUCCCGCAGGAGUGUCUGACUGAUCAGCAGUGCUCCCAGCUAGGUCUCCUGAGCCCCGAUCCACCCAAACCCUCCUCCAACUGUAAGGGGACAGCCGCCAGCAGCGCCACUAACAGCACCACCACAACCCCACGCUUGGUCUUCACCAACAAGUGUAUCUGUCUGCUUUCCCACUGGCCCUUCUUUGACGCUUUCCGCAAGUUCCUCACAUUCCUCUAUCGCUACUCUAUCUCCGGCCCUCACGCUCUGCCCAUCGAGAAACACAUCUCUCAUUUUAUGCACAAAGUUCCCUUCCCUUCCUCUCAGAGGCCUCGCAUCCUGGUGCAGCUUUCCCCUCAUGACAGCCUGAUGUUGAGCCAGCCAGUGUCUUCUCCUUUACCGCUCAGUGGCGGUCGGUUUUCCACGCUGCUCCAGAAUCUCGGACCAGAGAACGCCGUCACCUUGCUGGUGUUUGCCGUCACCGAACACAAGAUCCUGGUCCACUCGCUACGACCCGCCGUACUGACCAGCGUCACUGAAGCUCUGGUGUCGAUGAUCUUCCCGUUCCACUGGCCGUGCCCGUAUAUUCCUCUGUGCCCCCUGGCGUUGGCUGACGUGUUGAGCGCCCCCUGUCCAUUCAUUGUAGGAGUGGACUCCCGCUACUUUGAUCUUUAUGACCCCCCACCAGACGUGAGCUGCGUGGACCUGGACACAAACACCAUCUUCCACAAUGAAGAUAAGCGAGCCCUCACAUGGAAGAUCUUGCCAAAGAAAGCCUGUAAAAACCUGAUGAAUGUGCUGAGCAAUCUUUACCAGCAGCUGGUUGACGGUCAGCAGCGGCCUGAUGGGCUGAUGGAGCUGAGCAUGAGUGAAUCGUCAGAGCUGAGCUGUGGGAAGAGCCUCCAGGCCCUGGAGCUGGAGAUCCAGGAAGCCUUCCUGCGCUUCAUGGCGGCUAUUUUGAAAGGCUACCGCUCAUUCUUACGACCCAUCACCCAGGCCCCCUCUGAGAAAGCCACAGACGCCAGUUCGCUCUUUGACUUGCAAGGGUUCUUGAAGAGCCGCGACCGCUCACAUCAGAAGUUCUACUCGCUGAUGACCAAAACCCAGAUGUUCAUCCGCUUUAUUGAGGAAUGCUCCUUCGUCAGCGACAAAGAUGCCAGUCUGGCGUUCUUCGACGACUGUGUGGACAAACUCUACAGUUCAGAGCGGAGUGCAGAUAAAGGAGGCAAGGUGGACAGUGACAGGCCGGAGGAGGCCAGGCUGAUAGAGAUUGAUGAAUCUCAGCGCAGUGAGCACACAGUCUUCAUCACACCUCCAGAGCUGCCUCCUCUGCCUGAGGGGGAGGAAUAUCCACUCUGCUACAGGUACGAUGGUUUCCCAGUGUUAAGUCUUGACCUGUUUGACCCUGUGGACGGCCUGCGGACCCCCUCCUCCCGCCUCGCUGCCAGGCACAGCUGUCCCACCAGCCCUGCCCCCAUGUUUAGACGCACCAAGCAGGAGAUCAAAACAGCCCAGAAGAUAGCUAAGAAGUACUCAUCCAUCCCCCAGCUGUGGUCCAAGUGCCUGCUCCGUCACUGCUACGGCCUGUGGUUCAUCUGUCUGCCAGCAUACGUGAAGGUGUGUCACUCCAAGGUGCGGGCGCUUCGCACCGCCUACGACGUCCUCAGGAAGAUGCAGGCAAAGAAACUGCAGCCCCCAGACGAGGUCUGCUACCGGGUGCUGAUGCAGCUGUGUGGACAGUAUGGCCAACCCGUCCUGGCAGUAAGGGUCCUCUUUGAGAUGAAGAAGGCCGGAGUCCACCCCAAUGCCAUCACCUAUGGCUACUACAACAAGGCGGUGUUGGAGAGCACGUGGCCCUCCAGCACCAGAGGAGGUUACUUCCUGUGGAUGAAGCUGAGAAAUGUCGUCCUGGGCGUGGCGCAGUUCAAACAGGUGCUACGGCGACACGCUCCCCUCACACAGAGCCCUCUGUCAGAUGGCAGUGACCUGGACGCUCUGAGUCACGGCAGCCUGGAUAGCUCUGCCGACACUAACCUGGCCGAGCAGGGCCCCUACGCCAAAGUAGACCCCACUGACGAUAGAUCUAGCACAGUCGGCCGCGAGGGCGGCAGCGUGGGCGCCAGGGCCCCGGUGGCCCACUCACACUGGGGGGGCUCUGAGCUCAGAGAAGCCACCCUCCACCCAGGGGAUCAGUCAGAUUUGGGUUAUAACUCGCUGUCCAAAGAGGAGGUUCGGAGAGGAGACCCCAGUGCUCAGGACGCCGCCCCUGACAAAGAUGACAAGAAGGAGAGCGACUGCAGCUCCUUGUCAGAGACAGAGAGUGCCAAGGGGAGUAAAGACUGCCUCCCUCAGCUGGACAUGGAGAUCCAUUCCUCCUUCAAACCCCGCGGUAUUGUUCGCAGCAGCUGUCCAUAUGACGAUCCAUCCUGUAAACCCAAGAGCUCCGCCAGCGCAGGGCACGUUGCAGGUCUCCUCUUCACUUCCUCCCUGGAGGAGAUUGGUGAGGUCCAUGCCAACAGUUUGCUCAGGAGACAUAAGAGUGCUCUGGAGGAGGUGGUGGGCAGCGCCAGCAGCGGCUCGGCUCUGGACUGGCAGGGCGUGAAGGCCCGCCGGCUGAGCGGCGACACGGUGGGCAGCAGCGGCAGUGGCACCACUGUCCUUGGCCUGGGUAUGAGCCAGGGCGAAACCGACCCAGAUAAGAUUGCGGGACACCUAGGCGCGGAUGUCAAAAUUCUCUCUUGUGCCAACUUCAGUAAGAGUAGGAGGCCUCGUUCGCUGGCUCUGGGUGGGUUAGAGGGGGCAGGUGCUGCCAGAAGUCGCGACCACAGGGAGGAGGAAGAUGAAGAGGAGACGGAGGGACAGGACUCCAGUGAUGAGGACAGAAGUAAUACAGAGGCCAUUUUUGAUUUGGAGGACAUAGAUUUAGACAAGCCUGCCACAGGGGCUGGCUUCAGCUCCCACAAAUCCAACAAAUAUAAUAAGAAACCUGUCAAGCGCAGCGUCAGCUACAGUGGCAUGAGCACGGUGACGUCCAGAGGAGCUGUGAAGCGCACAGAUAUACAGACGGGCUACGACCCUCUAUCCCUGCUGGCAGCAGAGUCACAAUCCGAGCAGCAGACUGAGGACCAGUACCCAGACGGGGACGAGGACAGCACGCCGAGCGCCCGUAGAGACCUAGCUAGAGAGAUCGAGCUCUACAUGAACCACAUGGGCAGCCCGCUGAGCAGCCGUGCACCCAGUCUGGACCUGCAGGACCCGGCCAGCCCCCUCCUCCUCCACCCCUCCUCGCUCUCUGCCCCCCGCAGAGCCAGCCUGCCCUACAGCUCCCCCCUCAGGACCGCCGGAGUACCCCGCUCCCGCACCUUCCACCCGCCCUCUCCCUCUCAGCCCGUCGCACGCCAGCGUCUAUUGUCGUCGCCUUCCUGUCGCAGCUCAAGUACCACCCCCAGCGCCAGCCCUCGACCCAGCCCCUACAGGGAUAGGACAGACAGGAUGAGCCUGGCGUCCCCUUCGCCGUCCUCGUCCUCUUUCGCUCUGGACACUCUGCUCACACCAACGCUUGAUGUAUUCAAGACCAGCGUGUUCUCUGCUGGGAAGGGCGUGGCAGAGAAGGCAAGCCGCUGGUACUCCCGUCUCGCCACAUACACCACACCGACUAAGGACGGUCACAGUGACCGUGUGAGUGUGUCCUCCCUCGGUGUUGGAGAUCCAGACUGCUCCUCCCUGCUGGAUGAGGAGGACUGUGGGCAGUCAGAGGGCUCCGUGAUCUCUCCACAGAGGGAUGGCCCUGCGGGGCCCCGCAGGAGCCCCAGACGCAGCAGACUGGGCAGCCCCUCUGCAGGCUCCAGCCUUGGGAGGCCUACAUCUCUGCUCCCUGGAUGUGUCCUCUCGCCUCCCGGCUUCCCUCUGCCAGACAAGUCGGACCUCGGCUCUUCGCGCUACACCAGCAACACCAGCAUCUUCAACAAUUACGCCAUGGAGCUGCUGAUCUCCAGCUGCUCUCGCUGUAAGACGUGCGACUGCCUCGUGUACGAUGAGGAGAUCAUGGCUGGCUGGACAGCAGACGACUCCAACCUGAACACCACCUGCCCAUUCUGUGGAAACCCCUUCCUGCCCUUCCUCAACGUGGAGAUCAGGGACAUGCGAGGACCCGGCAGGCUUUUCCUGAAAGGCAGCCCGUCGGUGGACGAGGCGAUGACCUCGUCAUACUCUGCCUCCACAGGUUUGGACACGGGGACGUCCACCUUGUCCACCCCCUGUCCUGCAACAGCUGUCUUCCCUCCCUCCCCUGUGACUGCUGUCCAGGAGUGCUCAGGGAGUGAAUGGGCUCGAUCAACCAGAGCUCAAGGUAUCAACAUCCCCUCGGAGCACAGGAAGGGGGCGCUGGACCCCGGAGCGCCCAUGGCCCGCAGCGUCAGCGCCUUUGGUCCUCUGGACGAAGCAUCCCGACUCAACCGCUGUGUGCCAACAUCAGGCAGCCUGCCCAGCCGUCUCAAUGAGACCACGGAGCCCCUGAGCAUGGAUUGGCGACUCCACAACCCUGAGCCGGUGACGGUUCCCUACCUGAGCCCGCUGGUGCUGUGGAAGGAGCUGGAGAGUCUGCUGGAGAACGAGGGCGACCCGGUGAUCACAGAGGCCGACAUGGUGGACCAUCAUCCCAUCAUCUACUGGAACCUGGUCUGGUACUUCAGACGGCUGGACCUGCCCAGCAACCUGCCCGGUCUCAUGCUCACAUCUGACCACUGCAACAGAGACUCCCAGGUCCCUCGUCCCUGGAUGUCAGAGGACAGUAAGCACGUGUUGAUCCAGAUCCUGUGGGACAACCUCAAGCUGCACCAGGACUCAAUCCAGCCUCUCUACAUCCUGUGGAACACAUACAAUGUGGGUUACCCUCUGUCCCGGCCGGUCCCGGAGGAGGAGAAGCCGUUCAGCGAGGAGUUGCUGCAGAGCGUGGUGAAGAGCAUCCAGAGGAACGACGUCAGCCGGCCGAUGGCUCAGCUGCUGCAGCUGCUGGCUCAGACUCUCGGAGUCAAAAGGCAGAGGAGUUUGUACAGAGACGUCCUCUUCCUCUCUCUGGUGGCUCUGGGAAAAGAUAACAUUGAUGUUGACGCCUUCGAUCGUGAGUACAAGUUGGCGUACGACCGCCUGGUGCCGAGCCUGGUGAAGCUGACCCAUAACUGUGACCGUCCUCCCAGUGCCGGGGUCAUGGAGUGCCGCAGGACGUUUGGAGAGCCUUACCUGUGAAACUCUCGCCUUCGCACAAACCAGGAUCAACUCUCACCGCCCCCCCCCCACGUCAUCGCUUUAAGACGAGCUCAGGAAACCUGUUGGAAGACUGUGAAUGUUUUUGAGAAAACUCUGCAAGUGAUCAUGAACAGGUACAGUGGACGGCGUUCAGCGUUACGUAGCCUGGAACAAAACUUAAAAAAAGAGCCCUACAGACUUUAUCUCAACUAACUGAAGAUGGAAACGCCACUCACACCGUUCAUAAACACGUUUCUUUGGAAAUCCUGUGGAAGUUAUACUGUACAUACACAGCAGUAGAGGAUCUUUUUUUUUAAAUGCAACAUUUAUAUUGUAUAGUCAUACAGCAAAUGAAGACUAAUAUUAGCAAUAUUUUAACUUGAAAACUCUAUUUAUACAAAGUAAGCUUUAUUUAUUGUAGCGUCUUCUUUAUGUUGGCGUUUAGUGUUUUAUCGUUGUCGCCGGGUGUUUGUCGUCUCGCAGUUUCAACCGCAGCGCCCGAAACACAAUGUUGUAGUACGGAUUUAGUGUCUGUUGUAAAUGAUGUCUAGGUUUUGUGUGCUUUAUGAGUCAGAGCAUCAAACAAAAAAAAAGGUUUUAAUUAGAGCUGCAAUGAUCAGUAAAUCGGCAAAAAAUGAAUUCAAGGUUUUGGACUGUUGGACUGAAAAUGAUGACAUGCUUUAUGAAUUGACAAAAUAAUCAGCAGAUUGACCAAAUGUUGCCAAAAUAGUUGCAGCCCUAAUUUAAAUGUUAAAAACCACUUUUUAACGCUGCCUUUAAUCUUGAAUGUUAGUGCAGAUUCUAAAGAUAAAUGUCCGCUGUACUGCCACUACCGUUAACUACAACGCUCUAUAUUUCAUUCAUUUUAACUUCCAAGUUUUGUUCCUAAACUGAAUAUUUUUAGUGUGUUUACAAAACUUGUUUUUGAACUU